CGCCUUUCGACCGCUGAUAUUUUGAAAGUGUUUUUUUUUCCGCGCUCUCCCCUUUAAGCAAACACAAUCCACCGCGGGUGACCUACAGAACGCGGUCGUUCCGUGCUACUAAACCCUAACAAUAUCGUCACUCGAAGGGUUUCGCUGAUAAUCGGUCUAGGAAUGUGCCCUUGAUUUACAUAGAAGGUGGUGCAACUGAAUAUGUUGAUUCAAUGACGAAGGAGAAUCAUACUAGACAAAGUACUGUUAGAGAUUCUCGCGAAGGUAGAAACGGCUCUGAAAAUCUCCCCAAAGUGAAUUGGUUGCAGCACGCGAAUGCCCUGGAAAAUUUCACGUCCCAGAAUAAGUUCUUGAGUUCAAAUUUUCUGUACUCUUUAGAAACACAGAAACCCACCAUGGGUGCAGUGGUAAUUUCUCCCCAAAUUCAGGAUCCUCAAAGAUUGCAUAAUGAGAAGGUUACAGAGCAGUUAUCACAGGCUUGGCACAUUCUAUCCAAUCUUCAGAUUUCUUCUAAGGGCUACAUUAGACCUGGACGAUAUCUACCCUUUAUGACUGAUACUCAUAAUUCCAAGCAGGAUUCCAGAAGAUCUUCCAUACAAAACUCAUCUAUCAGUGACACCAAUUACAAAAUGAGUGAAUUUACAAGGGGCACUGGCCAGUUUCUGCCUAAUAUUGUUACAGUUUCGGAAGCUGGAGACUGUCCAGCGGGGCAGAGUAGAAUGAGUGCAUCGAUGGCUAAUGGUACUAAUGCUGAAUUUCUUGCUGGAUCUGUCAGCAAGCACAUAGCGAAAGGUAGUCACAUGGAAGACUCUGCACACAUCUUGGAUGAGAACAUGGAUGAUGAUGACAUACUCAAGACUAUUGAUGUGGACCAAAUAGUUAUGGAACACUAUCAAUCAAAUUGCACGCCCCAACCAUCAAAUUCUAGGUUUCCUCCCAUCACUCCCUCUGUAGACAACACUUUUUCUAGGCAAGCAGAGACUUCUUUGCCAGCCGAAUUGUCAACAACCUGCAGUCAUGGAUUAAAGACAGGACUUUGUCCAGAAGCUGGGGGUCAUUUGCAGGAAAUUAAGGACAUGCUAAUUGCCAUUUCAAAUGAACUACUAGACAAUGCAACCAACCUGACCUCAGAACAAUUGGAGAAGCUUCGUCAUGAAAGGCUACAGCUGAAAAAGAAAAUUCAGCUGCUUGAGAAGCAUCUUUCCAAUGACGAGAGGCAAAAGUCACAUUUUGCUGCAAGCACAGCAAAUUACACACCUCAAGGAUCUACUUUUAGGAUAGAACCCAUGAGAUUUGAUGCUUUUGUUAAUUCACAAAAUGAGCGGGGUGGGUAUGAAGACCGCAAUUCGUCAUCAGUUUCAUUCUCUUAUGUUGAUGGAUUUGGUGCUUCAUCAUGUCCAAUUGACAGGGAUCAACACAUUCCUAAAUUACUGGAAGUCAAUUACAUUGAAGGUGUAAAUGACCCUAAAUGGAGUAGCACUAUUUUCCCCUGGACGAAAAAACUGGAGGCCAAGAACAAGGAAGUGUUUGGAAACCAUUCAUUCCGCCCUAAUCAAAGAGAAGUAAUAAAUGCUACAAUGAGUGGACAUGAUGUUUUUGUUUUGAUGCCCACUGGAGGUGGAAAGAGCCUAACUUAUCAGCUCCCAGCUCUUAUUUGUCCAGGAAUAACGUUGGUCAUUUCUCCUCUUGUGUCUCUUAUUCAAGAUCAAAUAAUGCAUUUGUUGCAGGCCAAUAUACCUGCUGCGUACUUAAGUGCCAGUAUGGAGUGGAGUGAACAACAGGAGAUCCUUAGAGAAAUUGGUACUGAUUACUGUAGAUACAAGCUACUAUAUGUAACACCAGAGAAAGUUGCAAAAAGUGAUCUUUUGUUGCGACAUCUGGAGGGCUUGAAUUCUCGCCAGUUACUUUCAAGAAUUGUUAUUGAUGAAGCUCAUUGUGUGAGUCAGUGGGGACAUGAUUUUCGACCAGAUUAUCAGAGUCUUUUUAUCUUAAAACAGAAGUUUAAAGAGACUCCAGUGUUAGCUUUGACGGCUACUGCAACUGCCAGUGUAAAAGAAGAUGUUGUGCAAGCUCUUGGGCUUGAGAAUUGUAUUGUUUUUAGGCAAAGUUUUAAUCGCCCAAACUUAUGGUAUUCUGUAAUCCCCAAGACAAAGAAGUGUCUUGACGAUAUUGACAAGUUUAUUAAAGAAAACCAUUUUGAUGAAUGCGGGAUUAUUUAUUGUCUUUCAAGGAUGGAUUGUGAAAAAGUUGCCGAAAAGCUCCAGGAGUGUGGACAUAAAGCAGCAUUUUACCAUGGUAACAUGGAUCCUCCUCAACGUGCCUUUGUUCAGAAGCAGUGGAGCAUAGAUGAAAUCAACAUAAUAUGUGCUACAGUGGCGUUUGGGAUGGGUAUCAACAAACCGUAUGUCCGCUUUGUAAUUCAUCAUUCUCUUCCAAAAUCUAUCGAAGGUUACCAUCAGGAGUGUGGUCGUGCUGGUCGUGAUGGCCAACGUUCUUCAUGUUUGUUGUAUUACAGUUACAGUGAUUAUAUACGAGUCAAACAUAUGAUCAGCCAAUCAGGGAUAGAGCAGAGUCCUGUUACACCUGGAUUUAAUCGUAACAAUAUGGCCAACCCAGGGAGGGUUCUAGAAACAAAUACAGAAAAUCUUCUGCGCAUGGUCAGCUACUGUGAAAAUGGCGUUGAUUGUAGACGUUUCCUGCAGCUUUUGCAUUUUGGAGAAAAAUUUAAUCCCGCUAACUGUAAGAAAACAUGUGAUAAUUGUUCCAAGAAUCAGAGUUUCAUAGAGAAGGAUGUCACUAUGACCGCAAAACAAUUGGUUGAACUGGUGAGGAUGGUCAGGCAGCAGUUUUCAUCAUCUCAUAUUUUGGAAGUCUACCGGGGUUCUUUAAGCCAAUUUGUCAAGAAACACAGACAUAAUAAUUUAAGCCUGCAUGGAGCUGGAAAACAUCUUGAUAAGGGUGAAGCUUCCCGUGUAUUGCGUCAUCUUGUUACUGAAGAUAUUCUCGUGGAGGAUGUUAAGAAAAGCGAUCUUUAUGGAUCUACUUCAUCAAUUUUAAAGGUGAAUGACUCCAAGGCUAGCUCUCUCUUUCUUGGAAGGCAGAAUGUUACGCUAAGAUUCCCUUGUUCUGUAAAAGCAUCUAAACUCAGCAAGUCAUUAGUGACCCCAGCGAAAGGCACACUGUUGCCUGGGAGGACAAGUCCUCCUCGGAUGGACACGCCUGCACAAACUCCUUCUGAAAUGGACUUGAGUCUCUCAGCCAAGCUAUAUUCUGCCUUGCGGAAGCUUCGGACUGUUAUUGUUAAAGAAUCUGUGGACGGGCUCAGUGCACAACAUGUAUUUGGUAAUGCGACCCUGCAGCAAAUAAGCAAGAGAAUUCCUAGAUCGAAGGAUGAGCUACUUGAGAUAACUGGCAUUGGGAAGGCAAAGGUAAGCAAGUAUGGAGAUCGGGUACUGGAAACCAUUGAAUCUACCAUUAGAGAUAACUACAAUAGGGAUAAAAUUAGCAACAGUAGCAAUGAAAGUAAUGAUUCAAUAAAAAGGGGAAGAGAUGCAAAUGGAGAUUUAAACUCAAACAUGGAGGGGGAGGAUGAUUUCACCAAAAGCACCGGUAGAUCAAAGAAAAGGGCAACCAGGAAAGAGAAGAAACGCGAGGAAGUUAAUAACUCUGAGCCAGAUUGUUUCAUCCAAUGCCUGGAUGAUGAUUUAGAUUUUGAUGAUGAUAUAUAUGAAUUGGGUAUACAGGCUGGUCAAAAUGGUGCAGGAAGAGUCCUGCCUUCAUGGUCGGCAAAAGGAAACUAAACUAUCAAGAAUGGUCUCAUAAUGCUUGUGCAUAUCAGGAAGAGCUGGAUGCUGGGUGGUUGCUAUAAGUGAAUUUUUUUGGUUAAUUUGAGGUUACACUGGAUGUGUAACAUUGAUUUUUUUUUAUUUGUAAAGUUUUGUUGUUAUAGGUUUUCUUAAUACUAGAAUGAAGUCGAUAAUAUUGUCUUAGCAGGUGUCAAUUUUGCAUGAUUUGUUUUUUUUUUCCCUGACAAUGAAGUUGAUAAUACUGAACAUGAGUCGAAAAUGAGAAAUUUGUUGGAGUAUUUCCUGUA
Messenger RNA from Tripterygium wilfordii, 4093 nucleotides. RefSeq names its product ATP-dependent DNA helicase Q-like 4A. Gene Ontology annotation, molecular function: ATP binding; 3'-5' DNA helicase activity; four-way junction helicase activity. The transcript is spliced from 26 exons. Gene Ontology annotation, biological process: DNA replication; double-strand break repair via homologous recombination. The coding region runs from base 213 to 3800 and encodes 1195 amino acids. Gene Ontology annotation, cellular component: cytoplasm; chromosome; nucleus. NCBI's taxonomy places the organism in Eukaryota, Viridiplantae, Streptophyta, Magnoliopsida, Celastrales, Celastraceae. The record is from RefSeq and is a predicted model, not a curated record.